AAAAAAAAACAUAAUAACUUUUCACGUGAACUUCCCCUUUAAAAGGAGGCUCCUUAGGUUACCAAACAAGAAAAAAGAAGAAAGUGGUCGGGUUGUGUAUUUUUAUAUGAUAUAUAAUAAAGAAAAACGGGUUUAAAAUGGUUACCUCUUCAUCGUUACCGGAGGGUUUCACUGAUAUGGAUGUGUUCGGACUGGGGACUGCUCUUCUUGUGGAGGGUCUCCUUGGCUUCUUACUCAAUGGGCUGGCGAUACUUUCUUUUUUUAAAGUAAAGGAAAUGAGAACUCCCAGUAAUUUUCUCGUUCUCAGUCUGGCUGCUGCCGACAUUGGGGUUUCCAUGAACGCUUUUGUUGCAGCGUUCUCCAGCUUUUUGAGGUACUGGCCAUAUGGUUCAGAAGGUUGCCAGACUCAUGGUUUUCAAGGGUUUGUGACAGCUCUAGCCAGCAUCAGCUCCUGUGCAGCCAUUGCCUGGGACAGAUACCACCAGUACUGCACCAGAACAAAAUUGCAGUGGAGUACUGCCAUAACUGUUGCAGUUGUGGUGUGGGGAUUUUCUGCAUUCUGGUCUGCCAUGCCUCUGCUGGGAUGGGGAGAAUAUGACUAUGAACCUCUGAGGACCUGUUGCACACUGGACUACACCAAGGGAGACAGAAAUUUCAUCUCCUUCUUGCUUCCAAUGGCAUUUUUCAACUUUGUGAUUCCAGUUUUCAUCAUGUACACUUCCCAUCAAUCAGUGGCGCAGAAGUUCAAGAAAACUGGACAGAAAAAAUUUAAUACUGGACUUCCUCUGAAGUCACUUGUUAUUUGCUGGGGCCCCUAUUCUCUUCUAUGUCUGUAUGCCGCUGUUGAAGAUGCCACGCUUAUAUCUCCUAAAUUGAGAAUGAUCCCUGCUAUCCUGGCCAAGACUUCACCAGCAAUAAAUGCUUUAAUAUAUUCAUUCGGAAACGAGAACUACAGAGGUGGAAUCUGGCAAUUCCUGACUGGACAGAAGAUGGAACCAGUUCAGACUGAGAACAAGACAAAAUAAACAAGUUGAUUUGUUGAACUUAAACCCGUUCAUAAUGGAUCCAGUUGACGUGUUGAACUUAAACCUUUGUGUGUGUGUCUAAUAUAUAUAUAUAUAUAUAUAUAAUUGUGAGAAAGCUGCUCUCACUACCAUUUAUUUGCCCUUUAAAAAUGAGACCCAGCACACAGAAAUAGAGGUUUAAGCAUUGACAGGUACUAUAUUUAUUGUCUGUACCUAUUCAUUACAUUAGUCAGCACUCACAUAUCCAACCCUAUAACAUUUUGACUUCAGUGAUGGUUAAAAGAGUGUGACACAUAUCUGAUUAUUAUUUUGGCCGGUUCCAACCCUAGUUUGUUUUUCAAGGAACACAAUAUCAAACAUACAUAUCUGAAAAGACUGUGUUUUAAAAUAAAUAGGCUUCCCUUUAGAUGUACUGUGUUGGUUUUUGUGGUACAGUACUAUAUUUUCAACAGAAGCAUUUUAAUUCAGAAUGAUAUGAGUCUGAAAAUAUCACACGUGGAUUGUAAUACAGUACAUACUUUUAAAACCAGUACAUAUUGUAGCAGUAUGUAAAAUUUUCAGUUUACAACCCAACAGCAAAAUUAAACCAAAAUGUUACCCAUGCACAGAGCUGCAUACAAUAUAAAAGUUAAUGCAGUUUCCCAAUUUAAAACAGUAUCCAAAGUCAGUAUUCAAAAUUGCACAAUAUAUUGCUCAAUAAGGCCCUAAUGUCAGAGUUCACUUGCAAAUGAAAAUGCACAAGACUGGGGUGUGGUUUGAUAGCGGGUAGAUUUAUUGUCUGUACCUAUUAAUAUCAACUGCUUCAGACUGAUUUGGCAUGCAGAGGAGGUAA
Polyodon spathula (Mississippi paddlefish) is the source of this 1857-nucleotide messenger RNA. RefSeq names its product RPE-retinal G protein-coupled receptor-like. Gene Ontology annotation, cellular component: membrane. Gene Ontology annotation, molecular function: G protein-coupled receptor activity. Bases 138 to 1025 code for a protein of 295 amino acids. The record is from RefSeq and is a predicted model, not a curated record. Gene Ontology annotation, biological process: visual perception; phototransduction; G protein-coupled receptor signaling pathway. Lineage: Eukaryota; Metazoa; Chordata; Actinopteri; Acipenseriformes; Polyodontidae. The transcript has 7 exons.